This is a messenger RNA of Prinia subflava (tawny-flanked prinia), 1559 nucleotides long. RefSeq names its product spidroin-1-like. The coding region runs from base 511 to 948 and encodes 145 amino acids. NCBI's taxonomy places the organism in Eukaryota, Metazoa, Chordata, Aves, Passeriformes, Cisticolidae. The record is from RefSeq and is a predicted model, not a curated record. The transcript is spliced from 3 exons.
AAAACCUGCCUGAACCCCAGUGGAGAAGUUUCCCAAGGAGAAACGCUCUCACCUUCCAGAUUUACAGACUCACAUCGAAAUUUCUGGAGGAUUUCUGAGGAAUACUGGGCUGCUUUAGGGCUUCUCCAGCCCUUGGGGAUUAUUCAUCCCCAGGCACGGUGGUCGGCAGCUCCAUCCUCGGGAUAUUUCUCUCCCAAAAGUUCAACCCGGGCUUGUUUUGGGGUUUUGUUUCGCGUCCCGGAGCUCAGCCCGCCCUCCCCGCGCAGGAGGGGCAGGACUUGCCCUGAUCCCACCGGGAGCGCUCCGGGCACAGCCGCGCCUGGCGGGCACAGGCGGGAGGAGCCAGCAGCGCGCCCGGCCGCGAAUCACAGACUCACAGAAUGAACCAAGCUGGAAAAGGCCUUUGAUGUCAUGAAGUCCAACCUGUGACCCAACACCUCCCAUCAACCAAACCACUGAGGAGUUGGACUCGAUCCCUGUGGGUCCCUUCCAACUCACAGGUGGGGCAGGAUGCGGCCCCUGGACCGCGCCCGGUGCUGGGCGCUGCUGCUGCUGCUGGCGCUGCUCAGCGACGCCGCCGGCGGCCGCCGCGGGGCCGGCGGGAGGAGCGCCGGGGCCGGGGGGCUCCGCGGGGGCUUCCGCGCCGUGUCCCGCGGCGGGGGCGCCCCGGGCCGCGGCUCCAAGGUGGCCGGAGCCAUCGCUGCCGGCGCGGCCGCGGGCUACGGGAUGGGGCUGCUGGGUCGCCCGCGGCCGUCCCGCCUGGGUCACGGCGUCCCGGCGGCGCGACAGCCGCAGCCCGCGGGAGGAUUCCACGCCGGGGGCUGGCCCGACCUGGGGGGCAAGCGGGGACCCCCCAGUGCAGCCCCCGGGGAGCGGAGAGCCGGCCCGGGGCUCGCCCUGCUGCUGGCGUGGGGCGCCUGCCUCGUCAGCCACGGGCUGCAGCGCUGAGGGGGCGCUCCGGGACCCCCGGGCGGCCGCGCCCGCCCGGAGCUCGGAGAGGAUUGACUUUCCUGCGAGAUUGGAUGUGGCUUGGGGAGGUGGGAGAGGCGCUCUCGGCCGGCUCGGUGCUCACCGGGAGCCGGGUGGAUCCUGCGGAUCGUCCCCGGGACAGGACCUGCGUGAGCGGAGCCAGCCCUGCAAGGACCUGCGGGGAUCGGCAGCGACCACGGAGCGGCCCCGGCGGCGCUCGGCUCUGGGUUCCCGCUGCACGGCUUUACCGAAAAAAGCUCCUUUCCCCCCAGAAGAGCGCUGGGACUCGCGGGGAGGGGGGUGCGGGGCUUGGAGACGGAGCCCUCUGCCUUGCAAUAAAGUUUGGCCUUGAGACAUCCUCUGAUUUUAACCAAAUCCAUCGUCUUUAGCACCGGGAGCCGCACAGGGAACGGGAAUCUCCCGGGGAGGCUGCCUGGGUGCAAACCCUGCUCGGCCCCGUCUCUCUGGCUUUGAUAAAAUCCAUCCCAGUCCUUGAUAUCCCAACCUGCAGCAUUCCCUGCCCAAAACACCCCCAGCGGUUGGACCCAGCCUCUCUCUCAGGUGCUCUGUGUUUGUCAGAGAGGAGGCAA